Molecule: messenger RNA, 669 nt
Organism: Oppiella nova
Lineage: Eukaryota; Metazoa; Arthropoda; Arachnida; Sarcoptiformes; Oppiidae
Source: the annotation of a GenBank genome assembly
GUUAUUUCCAAGACAAAUUUGAAACUUUAUCCACUAUUGGAUCUGGAAGUUAUGGUGACGUAUUACAUGUUAAAGAGAAAAAUACCAAUGAUGCUUAUGCUGUUAAAAAGACUAAAUGAUAUAGAUAAACGAGAUGUCUAUUCAGAAGUCGAAUACCUUAAGAAAGUUGACUACAUGUAUGUAGUUAAAUAUUUUGAUUCGUGGAGGGAAAAGGAUGUCGUAUACAUUCAACUCGAGAUGUGUGCACAUAAUCUAACAAAUAUGCUGGGAAUCAAACCACAAUUAUUCAAACGACGAUCAGAAGAGACAUUGAAUUUAUACAAAUACCUCAUUUCGUGUGAAAUAUUUAAAGAAAUUCUCGAAUGUGUGGAGUAUUUGCAUGAAAAACAAUUCAUUCACAGAGACCUCAAACCCGACAAUAUAUUAAUCGCCGACAAUAUACUGAACGGAAGAUUCAUAAAGUUAUGCGAUUUUGGUUUGGUUACCAAACACGAUAAAAUUCAUGAUAUAACCAUGUACAAGCACACUACUGAUAGGGGUACUAUCAAAUAUAUGGCACCUGAAGUUGCGGCCGGUGUAAAAUAUGAUCAUAAAUCUGACAUUUAUAGCGUGGCACUCAUUGCCGGCGAGAUAUUUGGAAUAAACGUGCUCAAUGAAUUAGACAAGUAG